This is a messenger RNA of Tetrahymena thermophila SB210, 1119 nucleotides long. RefSeq names its product transmembrane protein, putative. Lineage: Eukaryota; Ciliophora; Oligohymenophorea; Hymenostomatida; Tetrahymenidae. The record is from RefSeq and is a predicted model, not a curated record. The transcript has a single exon.
AUGAUAUCAACAAAAAUCUUUAGUGUGCUUUUUAUUUCAGCAAGCUUGUUUCUUAGUACAAAUGCUUUACUAUCUAUCCCAGUAAAGUUUGAUUACCAAAAGAAUUCUAUUUUAUUUAAUGCUACUUUUGGAACUGAAGAAUGUAAAAUUGAUACAAAGGCUGAGUUCUUUUAUUGUAAUAAUGAUAUUGAUUUUAUCAGAACUGGAAGUCAUUAGCUUUAAACAUGUGGGGCCGUUAAAACUGGAACACAUAUUUCAGGACUUACUAAUUAUGUGGCUAAUUUUUAAAUGGGUAAUUUCUAAGCUAAAGUAGUUUUCGCAGAAUAUAAUUCGCCAGAUAUUUAAAACGUAACUUACUAUACAAAAAGCUUAUGCUUUGGUAAAGUUACUAACGACAGACAACAAUUGUCAUUAGUAAAGUAGCUUAAUGAAUAAGGAUUGAUUUCUGAGCCUAAAGUUUUUAUAACUUUUUUCAAUAACUACCUAUCAUAGUUUACUAAAGAUGAUAUCAUUGGAUAAAUAAACCUUGGCUAACCAAAUCCUGAUUUCAUCAAGAAAGGUUCUAACUUUGUUAAAAUGUUUGUUAAUAACUCUGAUUAUUACUAGCUAAAUUGUAACUUUUACUCAAAUGGAGAGACAACAUUCUUUGGUUAAAAAAUAAGUGGCUAUCUAAGAUAUUACAUCGAUUUUGAUGAUCCUGAAUCUACCAUAGAUACAGAUACCUUCAAUGAAAUGCUGGACAUUUUAUAAUCAAAAAAUUAUAAAAUUACAAAGAGCAAACUCACCAUUUUCCCUCAAUACUAUUUGGAUACUAUUGAAGGUUUAGAACCUAUUAAAAUAACAAUAUUAACAGAAGACAUGAGCCCUUACAUAUUAACAAUAGACCCUUCUGUAUAUACACAAAAAAUAGCUAAAGGAGUCUAUAAAUUGUUAUUUUAACCUAGAAGUAAUAACUAAGCUUAUACUAUUGGUAAUAGAAUUUUAGCUUCUUACUACUUUGGUUAUGAUGCAAGUACUCAAAACACAUUUUUUGCAGAAAGAGUAUUAGAUAUUAACUCUAAAGUUGUAGAUUAAAAAGUUGAAAUUUUUUCUCAAAACUUUAGAAGUGAAAAGAUUUGA